AUGACAUUCCACUUCCUCCUACCUCCCUACUGUGAGCUGCUGGCAGCUGUGCCGACUGCCGGUGCUUCUGUGCGGUUGUCUCGGUUUCCAUGUGGAAAGAUGACUGUGACCCCCAGAAGCCCCUGGGUGGCAGCUGGAAUUGUGACGGUGGUUCUCACAGUGCUGAGGACGCCCCUGGCUCACCGCAGAGGGACUCCAGAGGACUUCGUGUACCAGUUUAAGGGCACCUGCUACUUCACCAACGGGACGCAGCGCGUGCGGCUCGUGGCCACCGAAAUCUACAACCGACAGGAGAUCGUGCGCUUCGACAGCGACGUGGGGGUGUUCGUGGCUGUCACGGAGCUGGGGCGGCCCCACGCCGAGAGCUGGAACAGCCAGGAGGACCUGCUGCUGGUGUACCGGGCGCAGGUGGACGUGCUGUGCAGACACAACUACAAGGAGAUGUCUCCCUUCACUGUGCAGAGGCGAGUGAACGUGUCCCCCUCCAAGAAGGGGCCCCUGCAGCACCCCGACCUGCUUGUCUGCCACGUGACCGAUUUCUACCCCGGCCACGUUCAAGUCCGCUGGUUCCUGAAUGGACAGGAGGAAACGGCGGGGGUCGUGUCCACCAAUCUGAUCCAUAACGGGGACUGGACCUUCCAGAUCCUGGUGAUGCUGGAAAUGACCCCCCAGCAGGGGGAUGUCUACACCUGCCGCGUGGAGCACCCCAGCCUCCAGAGCCCCAUCACAGUGGAGUGGAGGGCGCAGACUGAAUCUGCCCAGAGCAAGAUGCUGAGUGGAAUUGGGGGCUUUGUGCUGGGGCUGGCCUUCCUGGGGCUGGGCCUUGUCGUCCACCUUUGGAAGAAGACAGGCUCUGCACUGACCCAGACAUUCUUCUUCCUGGAUUCGUCACCGCCUCUCCUUGGCCUUGACCUGCUGUUACCUCGUCCGAGGGUCCCAGCCUCCCCUCCACCAGGCCGGUGAGCAAGCCGCCUGUGCCAGCUGUCACCCCAGGUCCUGCCCCCAGAGACCGAGAGGCAGCUGCCGGCCUUCCUUUGGUUCUGUCUUUGCUGCGUGGCCUGUGACUGGUUUGCACCCGGUGCUGGAGGCUCUUGCCCGCCAUGUCUGUCUGAACCAAUGCCCAUUCUCAAUGGCGUUUCAGAUCCUGCUCUUCCUGAAGACAGCCCCUGAGUUCAGCGCCAAGCUCUUUUCUUUCAAUAAAUUUUUUUUUCAAAA
This is a messenger RNA of Myotis brandtii (Brandt's bat), 1215 nucleotides long. Its product is annotated as SLA class II histocompatibility antigen, DQ haplotype C beta chain-like. The transcript has 6 exons. Gene Ontology annotation, biological process: immunoglobulin production involved in immunoglobulin-mediated immune response; immune response; antigen processing and presentation of exogenous peptide antigen via MHC class II. Gene Ontology annotation, cellular component: MHC class II protein complex; membrane. NCBI's taxonomy places the organism in Eukaryota, Metazoa, Chordata, Mammalia, Chiroptera, Vespertilionidae. The record is from RefSeq and is a predicted model, not a curated record. Gene Ontology annotation, molecular function: MHC class II protein complex binding. The coding region runs from base 1 to 963 and encodes 320 amino acids.